CCUGGGCCUGGCUGCUAUCGCGUAUGUGAGCAUAGACUACCUCCGCCACAUCUCACCGGCGUGGCACGAGCGAUUGCAGCCCGCUCUCUGGACCGCCCUAGCCAUUGCCGCCAUUGUUCGCGUCCCGUUCUACAGGCACUGGUCCUUGGAGCUCCGGUCUGCUCUUCCUUUUAUCUUCUCCAUGAUCUUCAUGCUCUCUGCUCUCCUUUUCGAAGCCAUUUCUGUUCGGUCCGUCACGGCUGUACUUGGUCUGGACUGGCACAAUGCUCAACCGCCUCUUCCUGAUGUUGGCCAGUGGUUGCUGCUGGGAUUGAAUGAGAAACUGCCUCAAACUGUGGUCAAUAUACUGAGAUCUCGUAUUAUCGGGUUGCAUCAUUUCCUGAUGUUGUUUAUAAUGCUUGGCUUCUCUGUAUUAUUUAACUCGGUUGCAGCUCCUGGUUUGGGGCUGGGUGCAAGAUACAUGUUCACAAUGGGUAUUGGACGGCUUCUUCGGGCCAUAGCUUUUGUGUCUACAAUUUUGCCAUCACCACGUCCCUGGUGUGCAUCAGCUCGGUUCCAAGUCCCUCCAUACCCUCAUCCUUGGGCUCAGAAAUAUCAUGUUCCAUAUGCUACAGAUUCUAAUGCUAUACGCCAAAUCAUUCGUUACGAUAUUGCAUACGCUGAUCCAGGGGAGUACAAUGUUGACUUCCAACCAGAUUGGGGUUUGAUGACAUUUCUUGCUAAUUUCCUACGACCUACAGCUUCUGAAGGAUCAUCUCCGUGGUACCAUCUACUAAAAAAAGCUGGGGGCGGGUGCAAUGAUCUCCUAUACAGUGGCCACAUGCUUGUUGCAGUAUUGACAGCUAUGGCAUGGAUGGAAGCUUACGGAGGUUUUAGCUCAGCUCUUAUCUGGAUACUUGUACUGCACAGUGCCCAACGAGAAAUUAGAGAACGACACCAUUAUAGUGUGGAUUGUCUUGUAGCCAUUUACAUGGGCAUCUUUCUGUGGAAAAUGACGGGUCUAUUCUGGCCAAUCAAAGAUGCAUCCAGAGACAGGAGGCUAAAAAAACUACACAAAAUUGAAAAACGACUAAUACAAGCUGCAAAAGACUCUGACAUGGAACAAGUGCGGGAACUUCUGGGAGAGGUGGAGUUGAGCAGUCAAGUGAGCAAGAGUCCUAACAGCCGGGUUAUGUGGUUGUUUUCUGCUGCUACAAUUUUCUUUACACUCGGUAUUGUUCUUCUUGCCUUCACAUUGACAAGUGACGGCUAACUUUCCACUUGAUUCGUGUGACACGUUUCCCAAUACUCCUAUGAGAGAGAUUUAAAUUUCACUGGAUCUUAACACCAAUGGAAGAACUUGGAGAGGACUUCCAUCCUCUAGGCGUUUUGAGGAUUUAGAAACUGCAUAUGAUGAUUUUUUUUCAUGUUUUGAGGACCAAGCAAUGUCUACUUAUAAAAUUUCCACUAGAUGAAAGGUAUAAACGUAUGUGAAGUUAGCAUGUACAGGAAUACGAUGCCUUGUUAUUCAUAUGUUUGGUAUGUGAAAAUGUCAUUUGCCAUUUGUAACACCCAUUAUGAAGGGUGAAACUUGUGCUGCCGGUUAAGGAUAUUAUUUCUUAUGCAGAAGUUCCAAAAUGAAUUUAUCA
This is a messenger RNA of Olea europaea var. sylvestris, 1628 nucleotides long. RefSeq lists its product as uncharacterized. Gene Ontology annotation, molecular function: ceramide cholinephosphotransferase activity; sphingomyelin synthase activity. The transcript has 4 exons. The record is from RefSeq and is a predicted model, not a curated record. The coding region runs from base 182 to 1252 and encodes 356 amino acids. Gene Ontology annotation, cellular component: Golgi membrane; endoplasmic reticulum membrane. Gene Ontology annotation, biological process: ceramide biosynthetic process. Lineage: Eukaryota; Viridiplantae; Streptophyta; Magnoliopsida; Lamiales; Oleaceae.